Molecule: messenger RNA, 924 nt
Organism: Theileria parva strain Muguga
Lineage: Eukaryota; Apicomplexa; Aconoidasida; Piroplasmida; Theileriidae
Gene: PVA13
Product: MSP (Major sperm protein) domain protein
Exons: 2
Coding region: 221-895 (224 amino acids)
Biological process (GO): endoplasmic reticulum membrane organization
Cellular component (GO): endoplasmic reticulum membrane; plasma membrane
Source: RefSeq, a predicted model, not a curated record
AACAGAUUUUUGCAUUUUAAUGUAUUUUAUAACUAUAUUUUAGUAUUUUUGAAAAUAUUAUGCCUGUGUUUACAGACACCUCCGUCCCGCUCAUCCUUACCAUGUCUCCAGUAGAUUUCUUGACUUGAAACACUUCUUUUUGCAACCAAACCUUCUCCGUUUCAUUUAUAAUUUUAAACCGAUUUUUUUCACUGAAUAUUUGAAAUUAUUGUAGUUUCUUAUGAUGCGUUUGCUCAAGAUCACCCCCUCGGACACAAUCGAGUUUCCUCUUCUCCUAUAUACUCCACUAACUACUGUUCUUAAGCUCGAGAACGUAUCAGCGGAAUUUGUGGCGUUUAAAAUCAAGACUACAACUCCAAAGGGGUAUUUGGUUAGGCCGAGUACAGGUGUUAUAAGGCCCGGAGAAAGUCAAGAUGUUCAAAUCAUACUUCAGCCUCUUACCGAGGCACCUAAGGUUGUAAAUGAUCGUUUUCUUGUGCAAUUUGUAGUUGUACCAAACGAUGAUCCCGUACCAAAGGACCUUUGGACCCAUGUCAAGAAUAGUAUCCAAGACCAUAGAUUAUCCGUCGGUUUCCUCAAGGAGAAUAACGUAUCUGUACAAUCCACGGGAAGCCAAUAUGGAAUACCCCCAAAAAUCGCUGCUAGACUUAUCUCGCCCCAAUCUUCGAAUGUAGACCUACCAGAGCUAAGGCAAAAGUAUGAUGAACUGGUUCAGUAUGUAUUAUCAGUUGAGAAGUUAAAGAGUAAUUUGCUGAAGGAGAACGAACAGCUAAGGCAAAAGCUGCAACUAAACCCAGGGAGUAAAAUGAGCAAUAAAAUCACACUGGAAGUGUGGCACGUCCCAGUUCUGAUCAUACUAUUUGUAGUAUUACUCAAAGUAUUCGGCCAUUUCUAGCACUUCAUCUAAUGUAUAUAGUGAUACAA